CUCGAAUAAACAAAUAUGGCUGACUAAAGCAGAUUUUGUUUUGUUUUUGAAAAUAAAAUUUAGUAUUUACUCAUACUUUGCUCUGCUGAUUUCUAAUUUUAACUGAAAAUUUAAACACACAGUUUUAUAGAAUAUGAUUUUCUCCAGGAACUGUGUGUAGUUCUGUAGCAUGCUGGGUUAGGUUCAGUUUGCAUAAACUUGCACAAUUUUUCCAGUGUAUCAUCUUAUGCCAGUUAUGGUGAACCGUUGAGAUUUAAAGAUGUUUAAGGACAAGUACCAGGGCGGACCUUACUUUGAGGUGUUUUCACCACAGCAGAAAGACACAUUGUCUCAGUGGAAAAUGUCAGGACAAAUAUCGAAGAACUAUGACAAGGAGAUUAAAAGUUUUUCCUAUACUCUAGAAGGAUCUACUGCUACAACAAAAAUACAGAUUCCUAAAGACCCAAGAAUGUCUUUGCACCUUGUACAGCGGUAUCUAGUUGUUCAAAUUGCUUUGAGGAAAGGAGCAGACUUCAGCAUGGAGCUUGGUAUGUCAGAUAUGAAGAAUGGUAAAAGACGAUUGAUGUUGUCUACAACACAGAAAGAUAUACAUAUCACACCACUACAUGCAAAGAUUCCUCUUAAAAUUAUCAAAGUAGGAAUGUGGCUGAACUUAUGUUUGGACCUGGUGUCUAUGAUUGGUGAGACAUGGAGAGGGGAAACAUACAAUUUUUUAACAUUGUAUGGCUGCUCACCCAGCAAUGUAGGAGAAUUAGAUCAGAUACCUAAACAAUGUCAGUUUGCUAGUGAAUUCAACCAUUUAACACAGUUGCUGACAAUUGACAAAAUAAAGCAUGCUGAGAGAUUGAGGGGCGGUGGAGAUAUGAGGGGUUCUAUAAAUAGUAACCUAGAUCUCGAUUUGAGUGGCAGUGGCAGGAGGUCCUCUACCCAAUCAGGUGAUAACUUCCACAUUGCAUUUGGUUCUAAAAUAUCUGGAGUAAGGACAUCUCAGACCUCAUCAAAGAAAACAUCCAGAGAUACAGUUGGUAACCUCACUAACAGGAGUAUUAGAAGUAAUUCAAGAGCAGAAGAUGGUGUUACAAGCUCUGGAUAUCAAGAUAUGUCAGUGAGUAGGGACAGUCUAUACACAGGCAGGGACCCAGGUGGAGGGUCCAGGGAGAUGGGGUCUGGAGGUGGGGCCAGUGGAAUAUCAAAGAAAGAUGGUACCCAGCUUGUCCCAAACCCUCCAGGGAAACCAGCAUCAGUUCGUUUAGGACACCAGAGACAGUAUUCAGAUCCUUUCACUGUUAUAGACAAGGAUUCUUCCACAAAAAAUGCACAUGGAGAGGUAUCAGUAGUGCAGCCUCAUCCACCACGUGAACCCUCACACGAGCGAGUUAGAAGACGGCCUGCUCGAUUUAAAAGUAACAGUGCCGGGAAAGACAGAAUAUCAAAUACAAGUUCACAAAAAGAUGAAGGAAUAGGAACUAGUGCUUCGUCUGUGUUGUCCAAUCAGCACAGCCCUUACAAUGAGCAUCGAUGUAUGAGGGUUGUCUCUGAUGGCGACCUUUUAGAUGUCAGUGGAAGUAGUACUGAUUCCGGACCUCGUCAGAAAUCUGCUGAACAUAUUAAACGACCCCCUGUUGAUGUUCAUCGUAAAAAUAAACCUCCUCAGAGAAAAGAGUAUCGUGCUGCUAAUUAUCAGCAGGAGGGUGUGGAGAUGGAUGAGCUGUCAGAUUUGAUAGAAUUGUUACCUAAAGAUAUACAAUAUGCAAUGAAUCAUACUGCGAGCUCGGACGAGGAGAUUGAGGAUGAUGUGGAGGGUGACAGUGAAGAGGAAGAUAGAGAUGAUACGUAUCUGUUUGUUUCACAACCUAAACCUGCUCCCAGACAGAAAAAUGCCUCACCUUCUUAUCAUCUCCUAGACAAUGUGGAUAAAAACGUUAAAAAGACAGCUCCAAAAGGUAGAAAGAAGGAGGGGUCAAAGGCUCGAGGCCCAAGACCUGAGGAGGAUUUUAUAAAUGAUGACUCAUCAGAUAGUGACGAUAAACUUAGAGGCUUGAAUAGACAAGGGUCAAGGCCUAAUAGUGGUAGUAGGCCUGGUAGUGGAACCAGGCCUAAUAGUGGUACCAGACCUGGCAGUGGAACCAGGCCUAGUUCAGGUAGUAGACCAGAUAGUGGUAAUAGGCCUUUAAGGCCGACAAGUGCUAAUCGAUCCCAUUCUCGGACAAAUUCAGGAUCAAGGGCAGUUAAUCACAUACCUCCAUCUAGUUAUGCAGAAAACCAUUAUGAAUAUAGCAAUAAGAAAACAAAUGGUGCUACAAACACAAACAAUGGGAAUUUAGACAGUGUGAGAUUAGAAAACGGAAUUCCGAUUCCUAGGUUAAGUGGGUUACCAAACGGAACUGAUGAUGGUGGGGGAAGCCCCACAAGUUCUAAGGGCAUUACAGACAGGAGUUUUGUGUCUAGAAUGAGCAAGACAAAAUUAAAGGAAAUCCCAAUGACAGAUGCCAGAAUUUCUCAUACUAAUGCUGAAAAUAAAGCGUAUGAUUUUUCUAAAUAUGCAUAUCAGGAUCUUACUGCAUCAGAUGAGGAAGAAAUGUUGGCAGCAAUCCAAGGUGCCAGGAGUGCCGAGUUUGAACCUGAGAACUUUAUAGAUACAAAUAAAAGCAAUCAAAAUGCAAUUAAAUCUUUAAAAAGAACUGAAUCAAUUGGUGGUGCAGAGAAUUUUUCAGAAAUUGUAGCACCAAAAGUGGUAUUAAAAGUGAGAAAAUCAGGACCACAAGUUGGACGUACAAGUCGGGAGACUAACAACGAUUCACCGACGUUUUUCAGCGAGGAGGAUGACACCAGUCUCAGUACAUGGAAACCACCGCCACAGAAACCACAUGACUAUAGGCCAGAAAUGCAGAUCAGGUUGAGUUCAGACACAUUCACAGAUCCAAGGGAAUGGAGUGGAGUCUGUAGUCCGCCAGUGUUACAUGGUAUGCCUGUAUCUAAUUCACUUGAUGAUAUCUCCACAUUAAGCAAUAACUCACCAAGGAAACCAGUCCUGGGUGCAGGAGAAUCUCCAAAGACAACAGAUGAUGAGGAGGAGUUAGAUCUACUGUAUGACUCACAACUCAAUUGUUAUUAUGAUCCUAAAACUUGUACAUACUAUGAACUGAGCUAAAAUCUCCUUUAACCACAAACUUACCUAAGAUAAAUGGACUUUACUAGGAAUUUAAAAAUCUUCAUAAAUUAAUAGCUUAACUAAAAUGUCCAAACUUAACGACAUAUUAUCUGCUCAUGCCAAAAGCAAAGCAUAAAUCUGAAACAAGCAUUUAUAACAGUAUGGGACCAGGAUAGUUAUAUCUGUCAUCAGUAGAAUUGCUAUGUUUUUAGAAUAUUUCAGCAGACAUACUACAUAUGUAAUAUAUUUAGAGGUGAUUCUAGUGGACAAUUAUUUACAUAUUGAAUUUUCAUCACAAAUGACAGUGUUUAGUUAGAUGUCAUAAAAAAUUGAGGCUAUUUUUACAGAGGAAUUAAAGGAAUACAUCCUUCAAAACAAAGUAUAAUAUAUCAUGACUUUUUUCAAAGUGAAUAAUUUUAAAGUUUAUAUAAACCUUUGUGGACUAUGAAUUCAUUUGUACUAUUAUUGGUAAAAAUUUCAUGAUCAGUCACAGUAAAUCUUAAAUUUCUGUAGUUCUAUGUGAAUUUGGGUAAUUUUUACCCCGACUUUUUGAAACAUAUUUGCCUUUACCCUGCUGGAAUCAAAAGUGACUAGUCUUGGCAAUUAGUAUAGAGCUAGGCAGUCUGUACUUGUAGGCAGUCUGAGUCUGACCAGGCUCUAUGUUGUUGACUGACUCACAUUUAAUUUUAAAGUUCGAGUCUCUGAAAUUGAUACUUUUUGAGUUCCAAAAAUAGAAACUGAGCCAGUUAGCAGACCAAAGGUUAAAGUGGCAUUGGUGUAACAGUUGGUUAAUAUUUGUCAUCAUAUUUCCUAGCAAUAGAAGUUAAGUCAAACACAAACUUUACACAUUUUCAGGUCACUGACCGAAACUAUGUAUGAUAAAGAAAACUUGUCACAGUGGUUAAGGCAACACUUGCAAGUUCCAUAUUCCGAACUCUGAAAUGUUCCAUUUAAUUUUUAACAUUUGUUAUGAGUGUCAUAGACUAAAAGCUGUAGUACUUAGAAAACAAUUACACAUCAGUUGCAAGAACUUGUCAUAAAGAUAUAACCUGCUGAAAAUGAAUGACCACAGGAACAGAUUUAUUUUUUUAUCUACCAGACCCUCUCAAUGUCUGAUGUAUAAAAAAUCAUAAUGUUCUUGAUAGUGCCUGUUUUGGUUGUGUGUAAUUGUAAAAACUCAUUAUGUGAAAAUGUAAACAUUUCUUAAAUCUCAGUAAUUUUAGCUUAUUUGAAGGUACCGAUACUGUUUAUAUGUGAUAAUUUAGAUUUUGGAAGAUUACAUUGUAACCAUUUAUGGUAAUGUUAUAAAGUAUCUGUCUGUGAUAUACAUGUAUUGUGAAACUGUUGUUAGGGAGUCUAGUUCUAUUGUAUAUAAUUGUUAUAGCAUGCAGUGUUUAUUUUUUUUCACAAAAUGAUUCUUGUUUUAACAUAUUAUGAAUGAUACUGUAUUCUAUGAACACUGAUGAUUGAAAAUCAUUUUCUAUGAAAAAUAAAAAAAAAACAAUUACAAGUA
This is a messenger RNA of Ruditapes philippinarum (Manila clam), 4664 nucleotides long. RefSeq names its product protein CFAP20DC-like. Lineage: Eukaryota; Metazoa; Mollusca; Bivalvia; Venerida; Veneridae. The coding region runs from base 260 to 3151 and encodes 963 amino acids. The record is from RefSeq and is a predicted model, not a curated record. The transcript has 20 exons.